AUGCUGAACAACAACGGUGUAACUCCGAAGCUGCCGAGUGGGCAGCAGAUGACUCACAUGCAGCUACCGCCAGUGAUGCAAGAGCAAAUUCAAGCCAUCGCCCUGCAAGUGCUGCAGCGCCUUCUCAGUCCCCUUUUGCGUCGUCAUCGUCUGCGCAAGGCCCGUCUCCUGCUGCUGCAUCAGUACCUUGCGAAUCACGUGUCUGCCGGCGAGGUGGAGGCGGCGGCGGUGAGUGCCCUGCAACACGUUUCGUUUCUCGGCGCCGUGAUUCGCGAUGUGCACACGGCGACCAACGCCACCGGGGCAGACGGAGCGGGGGCGGCAGCGCGGUCGCCGACGUCGACCUACGAUGGCUUUGCGCCUACCACCGCCUCCCCCACCGCCUCCGUCUCUUCGCCUGUGGCGAACUCAGCUGCCGCGGCAGAAAUACGCGAGCAGGUGCGGAGUGCCAUGGCGUCGAACCUCGUGCACCUCUCCGUGUACCUGCAGGAGGAGCUGGUGGAGUGGGAGUGGGAGCCGGCGAGUGAGGUGCUCGUCUUGCUGGCCGGUGCGGUGGAGCGGCGUGGCGCCGCGGUGGCGGUGUCGCAGGCGGUGCCCGCCAGUCCGUUGUCCCUCGGACACGGUGGUGGUGGUGGUGGUGGCUCUGCGCCGGGCACGCGCCGUCAGUCCGCUGUCGCCGCGCACAUUCCCUCCCACAAGGGCAGCCUUUCCUACGGCAGACCGGUUGGUGGCUCACGCCGCGGCUCGGCGUCGAUGCAGUCGAUCACGAGCACGACCACCACGCGAAGUUUCCCGCGUCGGGCCUCCAGUGGGGCCGGUGCUGAGGGGUUGUUCCCCGCAGCGGGCGGCGGUGCUGGUCGGGCGCACACAAGCGCUCCAAUGUUGCAGGGUGCUGGUGGCGCGCUGAUGGGCGAUGCCGAUGUGCGGCAGCUCGCGGCGCCGCAGGUGUUUGGGGAGCUCGCCUGUCUCGGUGGCUUUCCGUACUGCGCGUCGCUCUCGGUGACCUCGCCCACGGCGAUCCUACUGCGCAUUUCAAAGGAAGUCUAUUGCAAGAUGGUGAGCGAGGCGGUUCCCCUGGACGGUCGGCGACGGCUGCUCGUCGAGGCGCUGCAGAUGCGGGAGCGUCUCAUGCCGUACUACGCCCCGCUCACUCCCCCCCGCCUGCUGCUCUGCCCUUUGUUGACACACCUGCGUCCGGAGCAGCUGGAGCACAUACGCGACCUGGCCAUCCCGCGCGUCUACGCAGCCGGCAUGGAGUGCUGGGAGAAGGGAAACCCGCGCCACAUCUUCUUUAUUCGCCGUGGUGUAGUGCAAAUGCAGCGGGAUAGCGGGGUGAGUGGUGGUGGUGCUGCUGGGAUGGCCGGUGCUGGUGCUGGUGCGGGUCUCAGCGCCCGCAGUGCGGCUGCCUCUGAAUUCUCCUCGCAGCAGACGGCAGCGGCCAUGUCGCGCGCGAGCUACUCGCUGGAGCUGCCGAAAAACCGAUCUAUACUGGUGGAGGGUCACACCUACGGCGAAACUGGCUGUAUCUUCGGCGACUCCCUCGGCGACCGCUACACCGCCGUCACGCAUGUAGACAUGUACCUUCUCCCUUUCCAGGUGCUGAUCCAGCUGAUGAAGCAGGUGCCCCAGGUACAGAGCACGGUGUACCGCAGCGCGCAGGAGCUGUCGCUCUUGCGCGAUAAGGAGUGGCGGGGCGUGCUGUUCGGUCCCCGGCAGUUUGGCGUGGAGCUAUCCAAUGUGCACGGCCUCGUGCCUACACAAGGGACGCUGGCCGUCAUGGCCGCCCCACCUGCCACCCAGAACACGGAGUGGCAGUCGAUGAGCAGCCGCAACAAGCGAAGCAGCAGCACGCGGCCCGACCCUUUCGGCCGUCCCAUCGGGGGCGGUGGAAACGGCGGUGAUACCCGUCGCGUGACCGUUUUCGAGGACGUACCCAACAGCGCUCGAGGGACGGCCGGCAUGGAUGAACGCACCGGUGGCGGCUUGACAGGUGGGCGGGUCUCCUCGGCGCUGCUCACGGCGAUGGAGCAGCUGCCGGUGAUCAGCCUGCUACCGACUUGCACCGCGGACUUCGUGAAGGCGUGCACGCAGCAGUGGCAGUGCAUCACCUACUCCAAGGGCGAUGUUAUCGCUUCUGCCGGGCAGGAGUGCAGCCGCCUUUUCUUGUUUUUCGAAGGCCGGGCUGGGGUGGUGCAUAACGCCGCGCUGCUGCGGGAGGAGCUGCAACCCGGACCGUUCGGCGUCGCGGAUAUCAGCAGCGUUGGCGCCGCGGCCAUUUGCCCAAUUCCGGCAGGACACGUCGUUGGCUACACCUGUGUCCGCCGUCACCGCUGGACGCACUCCAUCGUUGCCGUGGACGACGUGGUAGAGGUGUGGGAGAUCUGCCGUAGCGUGUUUGUGCAGCUGCUCCGCACCCACGGCAUGGAGCGGGAGAUGCAGGCGGUGUCGCUGCAGCUGCUGCAGCCGCUGGCGGUGCAGAAAGACCGCCUUGCCGUGCUAGACUACCAGCCCUUGCUGCACCCAAUGCCCAACUCACUGUGGCAGCAGCAGGCGGUGCCAAACGUGCACCCCGUCGUGACAAAAGAAGGCGCGGCGUGUUUUCCAGUGUGGCGCGAGGGCGACUUUCCGCUGGACCGGCGUGCGUCUUUGUCGGACAAGUCGGUGCAGAGGGGCAGCGUCGGCGAUCGGCGCAGCACCUUGAAUGCCGUCACCACUGUGAAGGUAGCGGCCAUUGUGAAUGAGCGUCAGCGCAGCAUGAGUCAGCGCGGCGUUGAUUCUCCCAAGCUAGUGAGUCAUCCCUCCGCCAGCGCAGCGGCCAUGUCCGACUCUGACAGCGGUGCACGAACUAAUUUCAUCGCCCGUCUCACCAGCGCCGCCGGAGAUAUUUAG
Molecule: messenger RNA, 2889 nt
Organism: Leptomonas pyrrhocoris
Lineage: Eukaryota; Euglenozoa; Kinetoplastea; Trypanosomatida; Trypanosomatidae
Exons: 1
Coding region: 1-2889 (962 amino acids)
Cellular component (GO): cytosol
Molecular function (GO): DNA-binding transcription factor activity
Source: RefSeq, a predicted model, not a curated record